UUCUAUAAGGGAGAGAAGAGUUUGUUUAACCUGUCCACAAAUGCUUUGUAGAAUAUAUGCGGUGGGUUCAAGAAUAUGGGGUCUGAACCUGAGGCCUUCUGCUAAAGGCUGUCUGUUCUUGUAUGACCAGAGCUGUCCUGUGAAAGUUGGGUGCAGGUUGUGAUGACCAGAAUCAAAUCUCUGCUUUUUUACUGAUAGUGUUAUUGGGCUAUGACCUUAUGCCCUUAUGUUAUGUAUUUGAUUGCUUAGUAGGAGGGCUAAAGUGGUUUUGAUGAGGAGCAGCCAAACCUGGGGCCAUGGUUCUCCACCAGGAUUGAGUGACUUGCACUCUCCUGGUUGAGAGUUAGAAAAGGUCUGAGAGUGUUAUUGACAGAUUAGUGUAGCAUCUGUUUUAGGAUUGCUUUAUUGAUCUGCUGUCUUAAGUGCUGAACCUGAGAGGCAAGUGUUAUUAUAGGUCAAGGAUUGUAUAAAUAAAAGUAAGAAUUUACAUUCUCAAAUCAAUGUAGCAGUAUAGCUUAUAAUUAAAAUUUAUAGUUGCAAAGUCAUAUAAAAAAGAGGAAUGACAAGAGAGAGUGCCAUCUGACAGCUCUGAUCCACUGAGCAGUACAAAUGAGAAGCAGCUUGUCUGUCUGAAGUCGACACAUAGCUUUAUCUCCAGUGUCCACUGUUCUUUGUGUGACCUGGUUGAUGCAAGAGUGACUGUUUUUGUUGAGGAAGAACAUCUUGGUUUAACAGGAUGCAUUUGGUUAUUGAACCCAUCCAUAAUGAAGAUGUUACCAUAUUUUGUAGAAAAUGCUGUACUCACCCAGCGUGAGAUUCAUCGCAUGUAAGUCCAGUUCUUAAUCCAUUAUAGAAACACUACAUUCAACCAGUGGAUUGUAAACUAUGUGCCUAUGCUUCUUCAUGGUGUAAAAUGUUAUUAGGAACUUGUUACCAUGUGGAUAUGUGUGUUUUUUUUAUUUGUAAGUGUAUCUUGGAAACAAUUUACUGAACUGGAGUAACUAGAGAAUUUAGUUAAUUCAUGUUUGGUAAUGUGGGAUGGUAUUAAAUUAUGAAUAUUUUUUCUUUCAGCAUUUGAGCUAAUAGCAUUUCCACUGCAGCCCUUUUACUAAUGGUCUGACAGUGGACCCUCCUAAUAAUCACAAAAGCUCUUAGAGUAGAGUAUUUUCAAUAUCAUCCCCCUUCUAAAAUUUUAGAAUUAUUACAAUACAGAAAUGCCAAUGCUGAUAAAGUAAUCUUGAAUAUAUAUAACACAUCUACAAUUUUGAUAGUACUUUAUGCAUGUUACAUUACAUCACAUUACUUCACCAAUCAGAUUGUAUUUGUAUUUAUAUAAUUUUUUUGUUUGCGUUUUUUUGGUGUGGAACAAGCAUUUUAGGUUAAUUAUUGAGGAUUGUUUGGGAUUCAGGGUGUUUUGCAUUACACUAAGUCAGCAAAGGUCAGCCAAGUUGACAGGGACAGAUGGGUUAUCUGUCUCUCACCCUACAUUGUAAUUUGGUUUAAGUGAGAGCUUCUUCAUGGUGAAAGGGGCUGCUCUUUUCUUGCAGCAGGGCAGCAGUCAUCCAAACCAGAAAACUCAUCCUCAGUACAAACAUGCAGGUGAUCUUCCUCAGCACCUGCAAGUGAUGAUAAAUAUUCUCCGCUCGGAGGACAGAAUCAAACUGGCAGUACGGCUGGAGAGUGCAUGGUCUGACCGAGUGAGGUAUAUGGUUGUUGUGUAUACCAGUGGCCGACAGGACACGGAAGAAAAUAUUUUACUGGGAAUCGACUUUACCAACAAAGAUUGUAAAACCUGUUCAGUAGGCAUGGUUCUACCUUUGUGGAGUGAUGCAAAGAUUCACCUGGAUGGAGAUGGGGGCUUCACAGUGAGCACAGCAAAUAGGACUCAUGUUUUUAAGCCUGUGUCCGUGCAAGCCAUGUGGUCGGCACUCCAGGUGUUGCACAAAGCCUGCGAGGUGUCACGCCGGUUCAACUACUUCCCAGGAGGAAUAUCUCUCACCUGGACGGGCUACUAUGACAGUUGUAUUUCAUCGGAACAGAGCUGCAUCAAUGAGUGGAAUGCCAUGAAGGACUUGGAAACAACAAGACCUGAUUCACCAAUAAUGUUUGAUGACAAGCCUACACAGAGGGAAAGAACAGAAUGUCUUAUUAAAUCUACACUCAGAAGCAUUAUGACAUGCCAGGAUCUGGAGAACGUGACUUGUAAACAGAUCCGCACUGAGUUGGAGCAGCACAUGAACUGUAACCUCAAAGAAUAUAAAGAGUUUAUAGACAAUGAGAUGCUGCUGAUCCUGGGUCAGAUGGACAAAGCUACUCUCAUUUUUGAGCAUGUUUACCUGGGAUCUGAAUGGAAUGCAUCUAAUUUGGAGGAGCUUAAAGAAACAGGGGUGGGCUAUAUUCUCAAUGUUACUAGGGAGAUUGACAACUUUUUUCCUGGUACAUUUAAUUAUUAUAAUGUAAGAGUCUAUGAUGAAGACUCCACUGACCUCUUGGCCCAUUGGAAUGACACAUACAACUUCAUUGUCAAAGCAAAAAAGAAUCACUCAAAAUGUCUUGUCCACUGUAAGAUGGGUGUGAGCCGAUCAGCGUCCACUGUCAUUGCUUAUGCGAUGAAGGAAUAUGGUUGGUCAUUAGAGAAAUCUUACAAUUUUGUUAAGCAGAAACGAAGUAUUACACGUCCCAAUGCUGGUUUCAUGAAACAACUAGCAGAAUACGAGGGCAUUUUGGAUGCCAGUAAACAACGACACAAUAAGUUGUGGCAGCCUGGCUUGGACUGUGAGAUGUCUGAAGGGAUGCCAGUGACAGGUCAGUGUGGAGCAGACGAGGGGGACCAUGUGAUGCCAGAGCCAUUUAUGUCUCCUUGUUGUCAAGAAGCUCUGUCAGAUAAAGGCGCUGCUUGUCUGCCACGCCCUACUGUCUCUCUACAGAUUGAUCCAGCCUAUAACAAUUAUUAUUUUCGCCGACUCUCAGACUCGGCACUAGAUAGUGAACCCUCAACCCCAGUGCGUGGACCUCCCCUUUUGGGUAUGGAAAGGGUGUUCAUAGAGAUUGAAGAUGUGGAGAGGGACGCAUUACUGGAUGAUGAGUCUUUUGUUGGACGAGAAGGCCUGCACCUCUCACACUUUGGGCCCUCAGCUGAGUGCACCUCUGCUCAGAUAGGCAGCCACGGAGCUGAGCCUUUGGAGGAGCUGCGCAAGAGGUUGGAGUGUAGUACAGUGGAAGAGGAGGAUGAGGAAGAGGCACAAAAAGAAGAAGCAGAAAUGGAGGUGCUUAUGCAGCCAGACAAAGAAAGUGAAAUAACAGAAGGAGACAGUGAUGGCAAUGGGAUGGACCUAGCAGCAAUGAAUGACAACUCAAAUAACAACAACUUUUUGAGCAUCACACCCAACCCGAUGGAUUGUAUUUCACAAAGACUAUUUUCAUCUGUUGAUUGCUGUGAAUCCAUAGAAUCUCCUUCCCUGACUACACUUUGCCUUAACUGGAGUCCUAGGAGGAUCUUAAGUGCUUCAGUCUGUUCUGCCCAGACUACCUCUGAGAGCUUUGCACCCCUAGCCAGUCAGGUUGGUCCCUGGUGUAACUGUGCCAACUGUGUCCUCUCACCUAAUGGAACUCAUAGUGAUAAAAAAGUUAAACCGCAAAAGUCUGAGAGUAAGAUGAGGUACACAGCUGAUGACCUUUCUGAGAGUCUUCCCAAACUGAUGAAGCUGGAUUCACAAGAGGAGAAGCCUGCACUGGCCUAUCCAGGACAACAACAGGAGACUCUUGUGCAACUUAGAAAGUCUGGUUUAGUUCGUCGCCGUGCUGAAAGACUAGAAAGACUUUCUGGGUUAACCCAAGAACAUUUCUCACCCUUGAAGCCUUUGCAGACAUGUCAAAUGUCCAGAAAGAUCUCAUUUUAUGCUGGUGAAAAUGAGUUUUCUUGUGUCACAGGAGAUUUUUCCUCAAUACCAUGCCAUCGCCAAGUGCAUUUAGAGCCAUUAGUGUUGCCUUUGAACAGCGAGGCCUUGAUCGGGGUAGUGGACUCUGGUUUGCUCACACCAGCCUCCUCUCCUCGUGGCUCCACAAUGACACGCAGCUCCAGCACUGACAGUCUGCGCAGUGUAAAAGGCAGGCCCGGCCUGGUGCGUCAGAGAGCGCAGGAGAUAGAGACCCGCAUGCGCCUUGCUGGCCUGACUCUGCCCUCAAAGCUCAAACGCUCCAACUCACUGGCUAAGUUAGAUAGCCUUAACUUUUCGUCUGAAGACCUAUGCUCAGUUUGUUCAUCUGAGGCAGGAACUCUCUUGCUACUCUCUCUGUCUCCUGAACAAGACUCUGGACUGCAGUGCCACCCCAACCCUGCCUCUACAUUCUCUGAGUUGUGCAAGGAGUAUCAAAGUCCAGAGAGAAGACUAACCUUGGAGCCACGUAGUUGACAGGAAAGCCAAUGGACACACUCAAUCCUAAACAUCAAAAUAAUUCAUAAAUAAAGCCUUUCAAGGCAUACUGUAUGCCCUCCUGUGCUUUGAUAUCAAAUGGUGGUCAUACUGAGUGCUCAAGUGGUCAUAUUGCUGUAAUCUGACAAAUGUGUAAUGCCAUCAGUACUGAUUCAUAGACAUACAAGUGCCUUAUCCCUGAUGCCAGAGGCACACACCAUAAAUGGGAGAAUUAAAGGAUCUACAGACUUAUUACACAGCUGUUAUGUCUAAUGCUGUAUACAUUAAUUGGAACAUCAUAUUACCUUUUUACUUGGUUGCCUACUCUUACCUAAUGAACCAUGAACGUUACUGCAAGUCAAGUGAAUAUAUUCAGUUGUUUACAACAUUAAAAAAAAACAGAUAAAAAGCUAUAUAGUUAAAUGUUACCUCAUGCGCUACAGUGCAAACACUUGGACUGUAUUCAGAUCUAGUAAACUGAAAUCAGAGAAUUUCACUUUGCCAGAGGUAAACUUGCUGUUUCUUACAAACCUAGUUUAUUUAUAUUUGCACUUUUUUUUGUUUUUGUUUUUUUGAUAAAUGGUACAUGGAUAUAAUUAAAAUACGUUUCUAUAGUUUUGUAAUUAAAUCAAAACAAAUCUGCAUGAUUUAUUUCCCACAUGGAAUUCAAAUUAUAAAACAUGAAUAAAUAAUAAAACACUUGUACCUACAUUUUUUUUAAAGAACCAAAGUUAUUAUUCCAGUUCUAAACCAGAAACACAAUAGUGAGCUGUAAAAAUGGUGAUCAUGCCACUGUUCUUUGAAAUAAUUCUGAGGAAAAGACUUGAAUUAUUAUUGUGCUCAUUACUGUUGAGCUUGAUGCUCUUAUAUCAAUGAAUUGUUGACAAUGAUCACAUGAGGUUACAUCAUUUUUUACAUUUCAGUAACUUUUGUACUAUAUAUUGCUGUACUCAAUGCAUAAUGCACUUUUUAAGUUGAGCAAAGGGUACUAUAUGUAUUCAUUUUGAGAAUAAAAAAUCUUUUACCUGAAAACA
Messenger RNA from Boleophthalmus pectinirostris (great blue-spotted mudskipper), 5446 nucleotides. It is a transcript of the gene ssh1a, whose product is annotated as slingshot protein phosphatase 1a. Gene Ontology annotation, molecular function: actin binding; protein tyrosine/serine/threonine phosphatase activity. The transcript has 14 exons. The record is from RefSeq and is a predicted model, not a curated record. Gene Ontology annotation, biological process: negative regulation of actin filament polymerization; protein dephosphorylation; actin cytoskeleton organization. Gene Ontology annotation, cellular component: cytoplasm. NCBI's taxonomy places the organism in Eukaryota, Metazoa, Chordata, Actinopteri, Gobiiformes, Gobiidae. Bases 1518 to 4412 code for a protein of 964 amino acids.